Molecule: messenger RNA, 859 nt
Organism: Hibiscus syriacus
Lineage: Eukaryota; Viridiplantae; Streptophyta; Magnoliopsida; Malvales; Malvaceae
Product: probably inactive leucine-rich repeat receptor-like protein kinase At5g48380
Exons: 3
Coding region: 1-681 (226 amino acids)
Biological process (GO): protein phosphorylation
Molecular function (GO): protein kinase activity; ATP binding
Source: RefSeq, a predicted model, not a curated record
AUGACACGACAAGUCGGCUUUAAACUUUCUUACGAUAUUCUUAAACAGCUUGAGAAAGGAUUUGCAUGGCUUCAUCACAAUUGCAAUCCUCGUAUACUUCAUCGAAAUAUAAGUUCUAAGUGUAUCUUACUGGAUGCAGAUUUUGAGCCCAAAAUAUCCGAUUUUGGUCUUGCUAGGCUGAUGAACCCAAUUGAUACACAUUUGAGCACCUUUGUGAAUGGUGAAUUUGGAGAUUUAGCUUACGUUGCCCCUGAAUAUGGCAGAACGCUAGUGGCCACUCCAAAAGGAGAUGUCUACAGCUUUGGAGUUAUCCUUCUUGAGUUGGUGACUGGUGAAAAACCUACCCAUGUAUCCAAAGCUCCUGAGAGCUUCAAGGGAAGUCUGGUUGAAUGGAUUACACAGCUAUCAAAUGAUGGAAAACUUCACGAUGCUAUUGAAACAACCUUGGUUGGCAAGGAUGUUGAUAAUGAACUUUUCCAAUUUCUUAAACUUGCAUGUAACUGUGUAUUGCCACCUCCCAAGGAGAGGCCUACCAUGUUUGAAGUAUACCAGCUUUUAAGAGCUAUUGGGGAGCGAUACCAUUUUACUGCCGAGGAUGAAAUUUUGAUGCCUUCAGACACCGGUGAUGUUGAUUAUUUAGAAGAACUUAUUGUUGCUCGAGAUGUCAAUGAGAGUCAGUGAAGCCAUAUGGGAUAUGGUGAGUAUUGUAUCUUAGCUUAGUGCAUCCAUAACUUUGUUCUUGUGCAUGUUUAAAUAAAGGUUGAAGUUACAUGUAUGAUGCUUUACUUACUAUUUCAACUUUAUGCAUUCAGUACUCAGUGUAAUUGUAUCGGUUACAUUUUUAAGCAUCCAAUUUAGG